AUGCGGGCUUUAUGCGGGCUUUAUGCGGGUGUUAUGCGGGUGGUAUGCGGGUGGUAUGCGGGUGGUAUGCGGGUGGUAUGCUGGUGGUAUGCGGGUGGUAUGCGGGUGGUAUGCGUCUGCUAUGCCGGUGUUUUUACAUCGAGGACGAGAGAGCGCUCAGGAGCGCCUGAAUAUGCUAUGGUCGUCUUUGCAGCCCCACAGCUCCGCGAAUAUGAGGAGCUGCGCAACGAUCCCAGCAGCUUCGAGGGCCGCGCGCGCACGGACGAAGCAGUGGUGAAAACAAGACAUCCAGGCGAUUGUUUGGGACCCAGCGCUCGGGGGAGAAUGGAUCCGAGCUUGGAGCAAUUGGACGCCGACGCUAUUCGGAAAUUUAAGGACGACCUGAGGACAAUCCGUUCCAAGACGUUUAAAGAAAGUAGCUACGUGUCUGAUGAUCUUGAUGGAGAAGAGCUCAUCACCUACCUCACAAAUACGCUGGAAGGACAAGAUGAUGGCUACUUUGCCCAUGUAGCAUCCCAGGACCCCCAAAGUUUUCAGUCAGGGGAGGAAUCGAACUAG
Molecule: messenger RNA, 558 nt
Organism: Aureococcus anophagefferens
Lineage: Eukaryota; Pelagophyceae; Pelagomonadales; Pelagomonadaceae
Exons: 5
Coding region: 1-558 (185 amino acids)
Source: RefSeq, a predicted model, not a curated record